Molecule: messenger RNA, 516 nt
Organism: Suillus fuscotomentosus
Lineage: Eukaryota; Fungi; Basidiomycota; Agaricomycetes; Boletales; Suillaceae
Exons: 1
Source: RefSeq, a predicted model, not a curated record
GCACUCGAUGUGCUCUAUUCUUCGGCCGUAUCGUCCUUUCCUUUCUCAGCUCUCUCUCUCUCGGCCUUACUUCCCUCGGACACAUCGGCUCUCAACAGGCUGAUAGGAUUAAGCAAGACUAAUUUUUGAUACCCAGAUUCGCUUGUUUACUUUGUCCUUCUCGAUACGCUACGCACGAUUGCUACAUGCAGUUCAGUUAUUACGUGAUAUUUAUCGUAGCGCCGCUGACGCGCCAGUUCCCGACUCCACCGGCUCUUUCAACAUUUCCUGUUUUCCUGCCAGUUGGUUGUGAACUAGGGUUCGACGUUGUCGAAUUUGACCUUGCUUGCCUGCAUCAUGGGUCGAGUUCGCUAUGCCGGAACCAUUUUCAACGUCGAUUGUUUUCUGUAUACCCCAGUUUCAUUCUACCGCUGCUGCUCGGUCUCUCAGUUUCCCACGGGAGGACUUACUUUUCCACGCACGAUUUGGGUAGAGAACGGCACGUUUGUUGCAGACAAAACCCUCCUCCACUAUCGU